Messenger RNA from Saprolegnia parasitica CBS 223.65, 522 nucleotides. RefSeq lists its product as hypothetical. The record is from RefSeq and is a predicted model, not a curated record. Bases 22 to 474 code for a protein of 150 amino acids. The transcript has 3 exons. NCBI's taxonomy places the organism in Eukaryota, Oomycota, Saprolegniomycetes, Saprolegniales, Saprolegniaceae.
CCGGAAUUCGCCGCAAGCAGGAUGGACCCGAUGCUGGCGUCGGCGAUCGGGGGCAUGCCCCCCAUGGCGCAGAUCCCGCAGAUGUCGAGCAUGAUCCGCGAGUACGCCAACAAGCUCAACAAGACCGCGGUCGAGGCCAAGGCCAAGGCGCUCAAGUCCUCGAUCGCGAUCCCGGCGCUGGCCAAGAAGCCGCCGCAGCGCCUCGCCCGCGAGCAGCAGCUCUUUCUCCUCCACAGCGCGCACGAGAAGGCCCGGGUAGGCGCCUGGGACGUCAGCCAAGCGGCCUUCCACGACGCCAACGUGCGCAUGGACAACGUCAACGAGUCGCUCACGUACUCGUCCGAGAACAUUCAGGAGGCGAUCCACGUCAUGAAGAACGUCAGCCGCCAUUUUCGCGAGCUUGGCACCAACAUGUCGGACGACUUGUGCUUUUACAAAACCUCGGACAAGGCAAGUAAUAGCAGCGAGGCGUAAAGACGGGUACACUACUACAUUCAAUCGACAUUGCCGGUGUAUUGUGGG